AUGGACAAAGUGGAAAAAAUGUUGAUACUACUGCUAUUAUUGCAGAGUUUCUGUAUUGCUCACACUCAGGGUUUCAAUGUGGGAACUGCAGGGGCUAAAAUCUUCUCAGGUCUUGCGGUAGAAGAGUUUGGCUACACUGUACAACAGAUAAGCAAUGAUCAAGGAAAAUGGCUGCUGGUGGGUUCUCCCUGGAGUGGAUACCCUCAGAAUAGAAAAGGAAAUCUCUAUAAGUGUGACAUUAGUGCUUCAAGAAGAGCCACCUGCCAGAAACUAAACCUUGCAGACUCUAUCAGCAUAGAUGGUGUGCAGAGCAUCAAUGUCAACAUGAGUCUGGGCCUGACUCUCACUCCAAUAGCUAAACCUAACACAUUGAUGACGUGUGGUCCUCUGUGGGCUCAGCGCUGUGGCAGUCAGUAUUUUUACCCAGGAGUCUGUGCUGAAGUGAGCCCACAGUUUACGCUCCAGUCAUCCUUCUCUCCUGCCAUUCAAACUUGUGGUGGGCCAAUGGAUGUUGCCAUUGUUUUGGACGGAUCAAACAGUAUAUAUCCGUGGCCUGAUGUUAGAAACUUUCUCAUAAAGCUUUUGGAAAAUCUCGAUAUCGGACCAGAUAAAACUCGAGUCAGUAUAAUGCAGUAUUCAGAGGAUUUGUCCUUUCUUUAUCAUUUUAGUUCUGACCAAAAUAAAGACAAAGUUCUUUCAGCAGCUUCUGGUAUUGAGCAAAAAACUGGAACAGAAACCAACACUUUUGAAGCACUUGACAAUGUCAGACAAACAGCUUUCCUACCAGAAAAUGGUGGUCGUCCCGGUGCCACUAAGGUGUUGGUGGUGGUAACAGAUGGAGAAUCUGCUGAUGGUUAUAAAGGUCAAGAGGUCAUUGAGAGAUGCAACAGAGAUGGCAUCAUUCGCUUUGGCAUUGCUAUUCUCAAGCAAAGUGCCAAUAUUCAAAAAUUCCUAGAGGAGAUUGAAUUGAUCGCUAGCGCUCCAACAGAGAACUACAUGUUCAAUGUGUCAUCAGAGCAAGCGCUAAUCAAUAUCGCAGGAACUCUGGGGGACAGGAUCUUUAACAUUGAAGGCACCAGUCAAGGUCAGGAAUUUCAACUGGAGAUGUCCCAAGUUGGAUUCAGCGCACAUCAGACCAAUAAGAAGGAUGUGAUCAUGCUUGGUGCUGUCGGAGCGUAUGGAUGGAGUGGGACCGUCGUCCAUCAAACAGCUGGGAAAUCACACAUUUUCCUCAAAAAUGCGUUCGAGAAAAUCCUGGAUGACAGAAACCACAGUUCAUUACUUGGAUACUCUGUGGCAUCUGUGACCGACGGCUCGUCUGAGUUUUAUGUGGCCGGUGCUCCUCCAGGCAAGAAAAUACUGGGAUCCAAACUGGGCCCAGCGCUUCGUUUCUUUGGACGCUCUUUAGAUAGUCGUGGUGAUAUGAACGGUGACUCAAUCCCAGAUAUUUCAGUCGGAGCGGCUGGGAAGGCAGUGCAGCUCUGGUCAAGGGGAGUUGCAGCUGUCACAGCAACGGUCUCCUUCAGCCCUGAGAAGAUCAGCAUUCUGAGUAAACCUUGCAUGUUUGGAGGAAGGAUGGUGUCGUGUGUUAGUGCCAAAGUCUGUUUCAGAUCAAAAUUCAGACCCACAGUAUUAGCGGGUAAAGUAGACAUCAAGUACAACCUGACUCUUGACGCUGACCUGCAGUCAUCUAGAGCCACUUCAAGAGCCCAGUUUGACAACUCAGAGCGACUUAUCCAGAAACCUGUCAGCGUCUCUGAUAAAGAAAGCUGUGUUGAUCAUAAUGUCUAUGUGCAGGAGACUCCUGAUUUUGUGAGUCCAGUUGCUUUGCGAGUCGACAUCAGUCCACAGAAUCCAGACACGGGCCCUGCCCUGGAUGCAUUUCAGCCCAAAGCGUGGGAAUUUUUUAUCCCUUUUGUAAAGGACUGUGGCUCUGAUGACAAAUGCUCUUGUGACCUGAAGCUGACUGUGAAAGCUGUUGAUGUAUCUAGCUCAUCUUCACUUCUAGUCAGACCUGACAGAAGAAGACUGUCCUUCGUCGUGACAGUAACGAACAUGAAGGAAAAUGUGUACAACACAAGAGUGUCUGCUAACUUCUCCAGGAACCUGUUCUACGCCUCUUUUACACCACCUGGAGACAACACUGAGGUGAAAUGCAGUUCAAAAACAGGCUCACUCGACUGCAGAGUUGGAUAUCCAACCUUGACGCCUGGCCAGACAGAGACUCCUGAUUUUGUGAGUCCAGUUGCUUUGCGAGUCGACAUCAGUCCACAGAAUCCAGACACGGGCCCUGCCCUGGAUGCAUUUCAGCCCAAAGCGUGGGAAUUUUUUAUCCCUUUUGUAAAGGACUGUGGCUCUGAUGACAAAUGCUCUUGUGACCUGAAGCUGACUGUGAAAGCUGUUGAUGUAUCUAGCUCAUCUUCACUUCUAGUCAGACCUGACAGAAGAAGACUGUCCUUCGUCGUGACAGUAACGAACAUGAAGGAAAAUGUGUACAACACAAGAGUGUCUGCUAACUUCUCCAGGAACCUGUUCUACGCCUCUUUUACACCACCUGGAGACAACACUGAGGUGAAAUGCAGUUCAAAAACAGGCUCACUCGACUGCAGAGUUGGAUAUCCAACCUUGACGCCUGGCCAGACAGUAACAUUUGAGAUCAACUUUGACUUCAACUUAAAUCAACUAGAGAAACAGGCUGUUGUGAACUUUGAAGUGCAAAGUGACAGUGAGGAGGAGGUGACAUCUGAUAACAAGGUCUCUCUCUCCAUCCCAGUCCAGUAUGACGCCGAAAUCAUCCUCACCAGAGACUUAAACUUGGAUUUUUGCGGCAUUGGUCCUGAGGAUCAAGUCAAACAUACUGUCUCAGGUUUCGAUGACAUCGGCCCAGAAUUUGACAUAACAUUACGAGUUUCAACAGGAACUUUCCCAAUCAAUCAGGCUCAUCUGACCGUCUCGCUGCCCACCAGCACCAAAGCUGGAAAUCCUUUACUAUAUGUGACUUCAGUCAAAACGGCACCUGUUGUAAAUGUGUGGUGUGAUAGCAGCCAUCUGAUUGACCCACUGAAGAUCAGAGAGAAAGCACACACUGCCAGCUUCACUAAAGAGAGCUUCAGAGGGACAGCAGGACUGGAUUGUAAGGCAGCAAAAUGUGAAACCAUGACUUGUGUCCUCAAAGAUCUGGAGAUGAAGACCAACUACUUUGUAAACAUCACCACUAGGAUCUGGAAUGGCACAUUUGCCUUUGCUGAUUUUCAGACAGUUUUAGUGGCUGGAAGCUCUGAGAUACAAACAUCUCAGCCUGAUCUCAUAGUCGUCACACACAAACAACAACAGAUAAAAAUUACAGUGAGUAAAGAAGGCGCGAUUGGGGAUAUUCCUAUUGGUAUAAUCAUAGGAAGUGUCAUUGGCGGCCUCCUCCUUUGGGCUCUAGCUACGGUGAUCCUAUGGAAGGUUGGCUUCUUCAAGAGGAAGCCUUUGCCACAGGGAAAUGAACCGGAUCCGGCAGAACAAGAGGGUCUGUGUGAGAAUCCAGCAUGAACGGGACAUAAACGCUCACCUCUGUGACUACAUGAGAAUAAUAUUACCUUGAAAUGUACAUAUUAAUAACUGAUAUUCAGUUUACUGCCAUUCGGGUCCUGCCAGGAGGUCUGGCUUGUGAAUAUCACUGUAUUUUAAACCAUCUCACAACUGUUGACUCUCGUGCACUUGCUCGUUCAGUGCUCACUCCUAUUUAGGCCUCCAAAGAAUGAACGAAUGAGUUGGUACACGCAUGAGAGCCUUAAAGACAGAGAGGGUGGGGUGAAUGUCUGAAGUUUAUGCCUCUGUCAGCUCCUGCUUCCUUCUCGUUCUGACUUGCUUCAGUUUGUACUUGGUUCUCAGUUAAAUCAUGACAAAUAAUUCUGUAAAUACAUCAUUUGAAGUUAGUCUUUUUCAUUAAUGUUCUGCUGUUUUGUUGUUGAGUGUUUCGGAGACGUUUACCUCGCUCAUGCACAAACCCCCAGUACGAUGA
Molecule: messenger RNA, 4009 nt
Organism: Sinocyclocheilus anshuiensis
Lineage: Eukaryota; Metazoa; Chordata; Actinopteri; Cypriniformes; Cyprinidae
Product: integrin alpha-2-like
Exons: 32
Coding region: 1-3537 (1178 amino acids)
Biological process (GO): integrin-mediated signaling pathway; cell-cell adhesion; cell-matrix adhesion
Cellular component (GO): external side of plasma membrane; integrin complex
Molecular function (GO): integrin binding
Source: RefSeq, a predicted model, not a curated record